Molecule: messenger RNA, 2467 nt
Organism: Anopheles gambiae (African malaria mosquito)
Lineage: Eukaryota; Metazoa; Arthropoda; Insecta; Diptera; Culicidae
Product: mitochondrial 2-oxoglutarate/malate carrier protein
Exons: 5
Coding region: 469-1395 (308 amino acids)
Biological process (GO): oxaloacetate transport; phosphate ion transmembrane transport; thiosulfate transport
Molecular function (GO): oxaloacetate transmembrane transporter activity; thiosulfate transmembrane transporter activity; sulfate transmembrane transporter activity
Source: RefSeq, a predicted model, not a curated record
AACAACAACAACAAACCCUUGAGGUGCCGCCGGAUAAAAUCAUCUUCGCGUUGAAAAUCCCCUCAAUUGCUCGCAGCUUCGACACCAUCCCCCGGCACCGUAGAAACCGGUAAAUUAAUAUCAUCCGUCAGGCGGUAAAGUCAUUCGUUAUCACCGUUCUAUCCGCAGGCAAUAUCGCGAGUUUAGUCCAGCACCUGCAUCGAAUACACGCUCACGCACACACACACUGUGACGCUUGCCACAGGCGCCUUUCACCGUGCUCACCGUGGUCCAGAUUUGGGACAGUGCAUUCGUACGCAGGCCGUAGGCGCGGACCCUGACCUUCGCGCUGUACCGAUCAGCACACACACGAACAGUUAACGAUCAGUCGGUGUCCGCACAACAUCGGAUCCCAAUUACACUCGAUCUCACCCCGGUGCCCGAAGUCAUCGCGUUAGGAGCGUUCCCCUGCUAAAGUGUGUUUCCGAAAUGUCCGACAAAAAGCGACCUGUUUACGUGCAGUACGUCCUUGGAGGACUAUCUGGCAUCGGAGCGACAUGUGUCGUGCAGCCGCUGGAUCUGGUGAAAACGCGCAUGCAAAUCUCCGGCAUGGGCGGUGCGGCCAAGGAGUACAACAACACGUUCGACGCGAUCGGCAAGAUCAUGCGGCGUGAGGGCGUGCUGGCGAUGUACAAGGGGCUGAGCGCCGCCAUCAUGCGACAGGCUACCUACACCACGACCCGCCUCGGUGUGUACACGUCGCUCAAUGAUGCCUACAAACAGAAAACCAACAAAACACCGAACCUGCUCGCCUCGAUGGCCAUGGGCAUGACGGCCGGUGCGAUCGGUUCCUUUGUCGGCAAUCCGAGCGAGCUGAUCCUGAUCCGGAUGACGGCCGACGGCCGCUUGCCAGUGGACGAGCGGCGCAACUACACCGGCUUCUUCAACGCUCUGUUCCGGAUUGCCCGGGAAGAAGGUGUCCUGUCGCUAUGGCGCGGUUGCGUACCGACGAUGGGCCGCGCGAUGGUGGUAAAUGCCGCCCAGCUCGCUUCCUACUCGCAAGCCAAGGCGUACCUGGUCAGCUCGCAGCUGCUCCAGGAAGGUAUUGGACUGCACUUUACCGCCAGUAUGUUCUCGGGACUGAUCACGACGGCCGCCUCCCUACCAGUCGACAUUGCCAAGACAAGAAUUCAAAACAUGAAGGUUGCGCCGGGUGAAGUGCCGCCAUACAAGAGCACGGUCGACGUCAUCGUGAAGGUAAUCCGGCACGAGGGUCUGUUUGCGCUCUGGAAGGGCUUCACCGCCUACUACGGCCGGCUCGGCCCGCACACCGUGCUAACGUUCAUCAUUCUGGAGCAGCUGAACGGGCUGUACAACAAGCACAUGGGCGUGGAGGGCAGCAAAUCGGGCCUGUAAGCGGUCCGAUCAUCUUCCUUCCAUCCAUCCCUCCCUACCUCUUCCGUUAGCCACGUGUUCAAUCCCUCUCGUGGCGAGAGAGAGCGAGAGAGAGAGAGAGAGAGAGAGAGAGAGAGAGAGAGAGAGAGAGAGAGAGAGAGAGAGAGAGAGAGAGAGAGAGAGAGAGACAGGGCGGCAGCGAACACGACAACGCCGGAAACGCACGCCGCUGCUGCUGUGCACGCAUUUCUUUCGAUGGCAAUUUGUAAAUGUUACUUUCCGUUUUUUAUUUCCUGCUAUGUAACUUUUUGUUGCUGUAUCAUCACCCUCAAACAACCCCAGAAAUUGAUAAAAAGCUGAGCUUAAUAGAUAGAGAGAUAAAGAAGAUGCCGUAUUACUUCGGAAUUGCCGGUAAAAAAGCACACAGAUUUAAAGGAAAACAACCAGCCACAAAUAACUGUUUCGAAACACACCUGUUUGGUUGCAUGGCAACCUUCAAAUGUUCAACAUCGCACAUCCCCCUACAACGCAACGGAGAUUCGGUUUCGUUUGCAAAAAAAACGUUGGCAACCGUCCAAGCAAGCGCGGGAUGGCGCCACGCUAGAGUAAUGCCGCGACGCGUCUUUCAACUUUCCCUGCUUCGCCGGGCUGUGCUGCUGACCGACUGCCAGCCAGUCAGUCAGUCAGUUGUGAACUUGAGCCGGCAAAUGAUAGGAUAGCAAUUCGUAAUGCAAUAUUAAAUCGUAGGGUAGCAGCAGUAGCACAACGCUUUAAGCCGAGAAACACACACACUAGGAAGGAAACGAAUUGUGACAAUAUAGUGCGGGAAUAGUGUUUUUUUUAUAGUAGCAAGUGGAGCAGUUGCCACAACGUCCUGUAUUCAGGAAACGUUCGCACCGUGAAGCAGCUGCAGCAUCAGCAGGAGAAUAACCGAAUGUUCGUGUACGUGUAUAUGUAUAAUAUAUAUAUUUUUUCGCCGUUUGUUUUUCGCCCAUUUAGGAACUCUAGAGUCAAGGGUAAUAUACAUACACACAACACAAUACAGAAGAAACACACCGGAAAUAAAACCACAACAACGCAUAGCGAACGAGAA